UAUCCUUUGGAAUGUAUGCAUAUAUUUGUUUUGGUGCAGUCGGGUGGCCCUGACUAUGAUGUGCCAUUGGGAAGAAAGGAUGGGCUAAACUUUGCAACACAAAAUGCAACCCUAGCAAACCUUCCCCCUCCCACAAGCAACACAAGCAAACUUCUCACAGACCUGGCAAAGAAAAACCUAGAUGCCACAGAUGUUGUAGCCCUCUCUGGUGGCCACACCAUUGGCCUUAGCCAUUGCUCCUCCUUCACUGGCAGGCUCUACCCAACCCAAGACCCUACCAUGGACAAAACUUUUGCCAAUGACCUCAAGCAAAUUUGCCCUACAAAUACGACCAACGCCACCACCGUGCUCGAUAUCCGUUCACCAGACACAUUCGACAACAAAUACUACGUCGAUCUCAUGAACCGCCAAGGUUUAUUCACAUCGGACCAAGAUUUGUACACAGAUAAAAGGACAAAGGACAUUGUCAAGAGCUUUGCUGUUGACCAGACCUUGUUCUUUGAGGAGUUUGUGAAAUCUAUGAUCAAGAUGGGGCAACUCAGCGUGCUGACUGGCUCCAAAGGCGAAAUUCGUGCAGAUUGCUCGGUGAGGAAUUCGGACAAUAAGAGUUACUUGGCGUCUGUGGUUGAAGAGGAUGAGGAGAGCUUGUCUGAGUUUUAGCCUCAAUGUGUUCAAUAAGUUGACUUGUUUAUGAACUUGUUUCAUAUGCUUAUGUGCUAGAAACCUCUCACGUUUUAGCGUGUGCUUAGUGCUAAAAUGUUUGUAAUAACCAGCCCCUUACUUAUGUUAAAAUUUAGUUUGUUUCGCCAAUCUGGUA
Prunus avium (sweet cherry) is the source of this 817-nucleotide messenger RNA. The record is from RefSeq and is a predicted model, not a curated record. NCBI's taxonomy places the organism in Eukaryota, Viridiplantae, Streptophyta, Magnoliopsida, Rosales, Rosaceae.